Aplysia californica (California sea hare) is the source of this 1444-nucleotide messenger RNA. RefSeq names its product putative serine protease K12H4.7. NCBI's taxonomy places the organism in Eukaryota, Metazoa, Mollusca, Gastropoda, Aplysiida, Aplysiidae. Gene Ontology annotation, molecular function: serine-type exopeptidase activity; dipeptidyl-peptidase activity. Gene Ontology annotation, biological process: proteolysis. The record is from RefSeq and is a predicted model, not a curated record.
AAGAUCGAUAUUAUAUUCUCAUCAGAAUUCUUGAGUGAAUUUUAAAGAGCGGGCGGGAAUUUUUCGCAAAAGUCCAGAUUUGACGUAUGGUACGUUUUGCAAUGGAACCCUCCAUACUAUUAUAAAGCUGGUAAUAUCUGCUGCUGACGUUACAAUCCGACGUUUGUUGUUACGCCACCAUGAGAUUUUCUCUAAUUCUUUGCCUGCUCCUGCUGGCCUUGUUUGCCUGCGGGGAUGCGGCGGUACCCAUCGUCAGUGGAUUUUUUCCGCCCCCAGGGAUAUGAGCACAGAGAACCUGCAGUUCCUGAGCAGCGAGCAGGCACUGGCAGACCUCGCUAACUUCCUUACCUGGCAGAGAAAACAACUGGGAGGGCCCAAGAUCAUCGUGUUUGGUGGCUCUUAUGCAGGUGCCCUAGCUGCCUGGUUCCGCUACAAGUACCCGCACAUUGCCCACGGUGCUGUGGCCAGCAGUGGUCCUGUCCUGGCCAAAGUAGACUUCUUGGAGUACAUGGAGGUAGUGGACGCCUCGCUGAGAACUUACGAUGGUCGUGGAGCUUGCAAUGACGCCAUUUCCAACGCGACCAAGCAGAUCCAGGCCAUGAUAGAAACAAAGGCAGGACGGGACAAGCUUUUCCUGUUAUUCAACCCGGCAAAUCAAGCAUUGACCAGGUGUGCAACGUCAUGACAGACUCCCGGAGGGGCUCGUACGUAGACAGAUUAGCAGCGGUUGUAAUGCCAGAGCCGCCCAAGUCCCCAUCUCAGAUGUGCCUAGAUUACAAGUACAGCAAAUACAUCAAGAUGAUGAGGGAGACAGAGUGGGGGCCGUCAGUGGGUGUUGGAAUGCGACAAUGGAUCUACCAGACAUGCACAGAGUUCGGGUAUUACCAGACCUCCGAUUCAUCACACCAACCUUUCGGGCACGGAUUCUCUUUACCAUAUUUCAUCAAGCAGUGCACUGACAUCUACGGUAAUCAGUUCAACAAGACACUUGUGAGUCGUGAUAUCGUGAGAAGUAACGAAGACUAUGCCGGUCUGGGACCCAAAAUGUCUCGCGUCGUGUUCCCCAACGGCUCGAUAGACCCAUGGCAUGCCCUGGGAAUCUUGAAGGACAUCGGGCCUGACGCUAAGGCCAUAUUCAUUAACGGCACGUCCCACUGUGAGAACAUGGGAUCGCCCUCCCCUAAUGACUCACCUCAGCUGAAGCAGGCACGGGCAGAGAUCAGAAGCUCCAUCGGGCAGUGGUUAGAGGCUGACACAGACUACUGAGGGAGGAACCUCACUGAAGUUUUGCCGGAGGUAUUCCCCGUCGAGUGUUUUCUUUAUUGAAACUGUUGUAUAAGUGCUGAGUCUUCUUUAUUUUUGGAAAUGUUAAUAGUAUUACUGUUGUUUUCAUUAGCUAUUGAUUAGUUUCUAUCAUGUGCAAAUAAAAGUGUUUUGUCAUAAA